Anguilla anguilla (European eel) is the source of this 918-nucleotide messenger RNA. RefSeq names its product serine/threonine-protein kinase pim-1-like. Gene Ontology annotation, biological process: negative regulation of apoptotic process; protein autophosphorylation; regulation of mitotic cell cycle. Gene Ontology annotation, cellular component: cytoplasm. The transcript has 7 exons. Lineage: Eukaryota; Metazoa; Chordata; Actinopteri; Anguilliformes; Anguillidae. The record is from RefSeq and is a predicted model, not a curated record. Gene Ontology annotation, molecular function: protein serine/threonine kinase activity; ATP binding. Bases 1 to 918 code for a protein of 305 amino acids.
AUGCCGAAGAGGAAGAUAUCAUCAUCGGACGACUGCCAUCCAGAGCAGGAGAGCAGCCACACCUAUGGCGAUAACUUCAGCGCAGUCAAUCGCGGUCCCUAUCAUCUUCGAGCACGCGUCAACAAGUUCUAUAAAAAAGGAAAAUUACUCGGCCAAGGAGGAUACGGCUCCGUGUACGCAGGGGUCCGCAUAUCUGAUGGACUGCCGGUGGCCCUCAAAUAUGUUAGAAAAGAUGACGAUGAAGAACUGCAGCUGCCUGGAAUGGAAAUGCCAAUGCCCAAGGAAGUCGGGCUGUUUCAGAUGGUUAACACCCCAUCGAGUCAUCCCAAUGUCCUGAAACUCUUCGACUGGUUCGACAGACCUGCUUCAUAUGUAAUGGCAAUGGAGCGUCCAGACCCCUGCAAGGACCUGUUCACGUACUGCCAAGAACAGGGGGGUGUGCUGGAUGAGGACCAGGCGCGAAGUGUGACCGGGCAGCUACUGGGGGCGCUACAGCACUGCCACAGUCAUGGAGUGGUUCACCGCGAUGUAAAACCAGAGAACAUCCUGAUCCAGACAGACACAAAGGAGAUCAAACUGAUCGACUUUGGGUGUGGGGACCCACUGAAGGACACCGCGUACACCGAAUUCUCUGGGACCCCCGAAUUCUUGCCAGUCGAAUGGUUUGAAAAAGAACAGUUUCUGGCGGGCCCUGGGACGGUGUGGUCAGUGGGUGUGACCCUGUACAACAUCGUCUGCGGUAACGAUCCCUUCACUACGUACACCGGCAGGGAAAUGCGGCACGUGGAGUUCUGUGCGGGGCUGUCAUCAGGGAUCAAGGACUUCAUCCUGUGCUGUUUGAGGCCCCGGGCAAACGACCGGCCCACCCUGGAGCAGCUACAGCUCCACCCCUGGCUCCAGCAGUCCAGCCGAGUAUAG